UUUAUGGCUAUUCUGUCCCAAUGUGAACUUAAUUGACCCCAAGUGGACUUCCCCGUCAGCUUCAGCCAGCUGAACACUUGGCCUUCCAUUCUAUAUAUACAUCCACUCUUCCUCUCUAAAUUAUUCACUCUUCUUCAGCAUGCCUCCCCUCUACAUACUAUUCGGGCUUCUCCUCUUGUACACUCCUCUUUGGUGCUUCUCUGUAGCUGCAUAUGAAGAUUCUCUCACGGCAGGCCAAGCACUCGCCGUCGGUGGCAAGCUCGUCUCAAGAAACGGCAAGUUUGCCCUCGGCUUCUUCCAGCCAGCAGCAAGCGGCAUCAGUAAGUCGUCCCACAAUGCCACCUCCCCCAGCUCCAGCUGGUACCUUGGCAUAUGGUUCAAUAAGAUCCCAGUUUUCACUACCGUGUGGGUUGCUAAUAGGGAUCAGCCCAUCACUAACCCUAGUGUCAACCUAACACAGCUCAAGAUAUCAAGCGAUGGCAAUCUUGUCAUCGUAAACCAUGCCGCCAAAACUGAAUCCAUAGUUUGGUCCACUCACAUUGUCAAUAGGAAAAACAGUAGCAUAAACACCACCACCUCUAGCUCCGUUGUUCUCUUGAACAGUGGAAACCUUGCCCUACUCGUAAAUAGCCAAGAGAUGUUGUGGCAGAGCUUCGACUACCCAACAGAUAUCGGGCUUCCUGGCGCCAAGUUGGGCCGUAACAAGGUCACUGGUUUCAGUCGCCAGUACAUAUCAAAAAAGAGCCUCAUUGAUCUGGGUCUUGGCUCAUACAGCAUUGAACUAAAAGACACCAGCGGGAUUGUCCUCAAGCGCCGCAACAACCCCCUGGUAAAGUAUCUGACUUAUGCAACCACGGGAUCAUCAUCUUUGAUACCAGUACUCAAGUCAUUACUAGAUUUGGAUCCCCGGACCAAAGGUUUGAUUAACCCAAUAUAUGUCGAUAACAACCAAGAGGAGUACUACACGUACACUUUACUGGAUGAAUCAUCAACUUCCAUGUUUGUCUCACUAGACAUCUCUGGUCAGGUCAAACUGAAUAUUUGGUCACAAGCCAACCAGUCCUGGCAAACCAUAUAUUCUGAGCCUGCAGAUCCCUGCAGCCCACCUGCUACAUGCGGACCUUUCACGGUCUGCAAUGGCAUUGCACAUCCACCCUGUGACUGUAUGGAGAGCUUCUCCCAUAAGUCACCGCAGGAUUGGGAGUUUGAGGAUCGAACAGGAGGAUGUAUCAGAAACACACCGUUACAUUGCAGCACUAGUGGUAACAGCAAAAACAUGACAAGUUCAUCAGACAUGUUCCACCCCAUUGCUCAAGUUCAAUUGCCCUACAACCAGCAAAUAAUAGAUGUUGCUACCACUCAGAGCAGAUGUGAAGAAGCAUGUCUCGGUUCCUGCUCCUGCACUGCUUAUUCCUAUAGCAAUAGCAGAUGCUCUGUCUGGCACAGGGAAUUGUUUAGUGUAAAUCUGAAUGAUGGCAUUGAUAAUAAUUCUGAAGAUGUCCUUUACCUUCGCCUUGCCGCCAAAGAUUUGCUGCCAGGUUCCAGAAAAAAGAAAAGAAAACCAAACGUCGGAGUUUUUACUGCUGCAAGUAUUAUUGGUUUUGGGUUACUAAUGCUCAUGCUGUUGUUACUGAUUUGGAGGAACAAAUUCAAGUGGUGUGGUUUGCCUUUAUACGGCAAUCAAGGUAGUGCUGGUGGAAUUAUAGCCUUCAGAUACACUGAAUUAGUUAGUUCUACUAAAAACUUCUCAGAAAAGCUUGGAGGUGGUGGUUUUGGUUCUGUAUACAAGGGAAUGUUAAGUGACUCGACAAUUACUAUAGCAGUGAAAAAGCUUGAUGGUGACCGCCAAGGAGAGAAGCAAUUCAGGGCCGAGGUGAGCUCAAUUGGACUGAUCCAGCACAUAAACCUAGUAAAAUUGAUUGGUUUCUGCUGCGAAGGCAACCACAGAUUACUUGUGUAUGAACACAUGUUUAAUGGGUCUCUUGAUGCUCAUCUGUUUAAGAAGAGCAAUGUUGAUGCUGCCGUCCUAAGUUGGAACACCAGAUAUCAGAUAACCCUAGGAGUUGCUAGAGGAUUAUCCUACUUGCAUCAGAGUUGUCGUGAGUGCAUCAUACACUGCGAUAUUAAGCCGGAGAACAUACUUCUGGAUACAUCAUUUGUUCCUAAAGUUGCAGACUUUGGGCUGGCAGCGUUUGUGGGAAGGGAUUUCAGCCGAAUUCUGACUUCAUUCAGGGGCACUGCAGGUUAUCUUGCCCCAGAGUGGCUUACCGGAGUGGCAAUCACACCGAAAGUUGAUGUUUACGGCUUCGGCAUGGUUUUGUUGGAAAUCAUAUCUGGAAGGAGGAAUUCCUCACCUGAAGAAUCAUACAACGCUAGCAGCAGCGGUAACCAGAAUGUUAAAUAUUUCCCUGUCCAAGCCAUCAGCAAGCUUCACGGCAGAGAGUUGAAGAGUUUGGUGGAUCCACAGUUACAUGGUGACUUCAACUUGGAAGAGGCUGAAAGGGUUUGCAAAGUUGCAGGUUGGUGCAUCCAAGAUAAUGAGUUGGAUCGGCCGACAAUGGGUGAAGUGGUCCGGGUUCUCGAGGGUCAACAGGAGAUUGAUGUGCCCCCAAUGCCAAGAUUGCUUGCAGCUGUAACGGAACAAUCUGGUGCUCCAACUUUAAUGUAGUAAUAAUUGUAGUCGAUAUUAGUAGUCUUUGUUAAUUUCAGCAAUUUUCUUAAAGUUGUAUUGUUGAGAGGAAGGAAUAAAGGAAGGCAAGCUUGCAGUUGCUAAUUAGAUGUCUCUUAUUUAAGUGUUUUAAUGCCAAUUUUAUAUGGUAAACAAUCAUUGUAGCAAAAUAUGGCAGAGAUAGAAAUAUGUGCAUGGUUUGUUCUUUUCAGAGCCAGAAUGGGAACUUCAGAACUUCUAGUUGCAGUGCAGGAAUAGGUUACUAUUGGCAAGAUGGUAGCUAUGGGUUAAAUAAUUGUUUUCAAACUGUACCUAAUCAAACUGCAGCAGUUUCUGCAGUUCUGCGAGUAGGUAUUCUCAAACAGACCUGAAAGCCGUAGGUGGAUAUGAUCAAGAGACCUCAUCCGCUGUAUAAUCGCCUAGUAUUUUCAAAUUUCUGUGUGAUUUGUACAAUCCUUGACGAGCCAACCAUGGCAUCUUGGAUUUCAAUGUUGUGCUUGUCCUUUGUGGGGUGCCAGCUGAACCGACCACCUUUGGUGACUCUGAAAAGAGUGCACAUGCUUUCCUGUGACCCUAGCAUAGCCACGAUGACGAACAAGAUAACAAUCUUCAUGCUGCAAGUUUGUUUGUGAAGUUUCUUCGGCAGAGGUUGUGAGUUGGAAUCCUGGCUGAAAUGACACCAGCAGGAUAUGUCUAUGUUAGUCCGAAGUGUACCUAGGCUUCAGUAAGGUGACUACA
Triticum urartu is the source of this 3406-nucleotide messenger RNA. NCBI's taxonomy places the organism in Eukaryota, Viridiplantae, Streptophyta, Magnoliopsida, Poales, Poaceae. The record is from RefSeq and is a predicted model, not a curated record.